CUUCAUCUCGUCGCCAUUUUGAAUCUGCGACAAACGUAGUUAGUCGUGUUCAAUCCAAGUCAUCGUAGCAAAAUUUUAAUCGUUACAUGCCAUUUAUCUAGGUUUUAAGCAAGAUAAUUUAUCGCUGAAGGAAUUGAGGAGAGUAUUUUAGCACAUAUAGCCAUAUUUCUACUUUAUAGAUAGAUUUAGUAAGAUGGCUUGUGCGACUUUGAAAAGGUCUUACGAAUUCGACCCUCUGCUAAGUCCGCAACACCAGCCUUCGCCAAAACGAAGAAGAUGUAUUCCAAUGGCGACCUCUUCCAGUCCAAGCUCUUCUUCAAACACCGACUCUCCAUUUCUAGAAAUAACUCCUAGAUACUCUCAAGAGCAACUUUCCACAAACCUCCACAUGGAGUGGAAAAGACUUCAGCGCCGCAAGCAUCUAAAGGCUCCUAGCUCUAACUCUGUUGAAUCUAUGAACACAUACACAUGCUCACCAAGCUCAUCGCCAACAAGGAAAGAGCAGCCACUCUUUACACUUAAACAAGUAUCUCUUCUAUGUGAACGAAUGCUGAAAGAGCGUGACACACAACUCCGAGAGGAAUAUGAUAAAGUGCUGGCACAGAAAUUAUCAGAGCAAUAUGAUUCAUUUGUCAAGUUCAAUUAUGACCAAGUGCAGAGACGAUUUGGCAGGUCUGCACCAACAUAUGUCUCUUAAAGAUGGAUGUCUAGCUCACUGCAAUUUUUACAUGUCCUUCUGACAAACCUUUUCUUAGUCUUGCCUCUUCUGCAAAUGAAUAGAAGAAAAUGGACUUCUUAUCUGGGCAUUCUUAUUAAUACCUGAUGUAUUGUAAAUUGUCUAUUAGCACCAUUUCACUGUAUAUGAACAGCACAUUACAUGUGUACAUGUACACGUAUAAGUAUAUUGUUACAAGUUUAUAUAAUUAUUGGAAAUGUUACAAAAUCCUGUAAAAAGAAUUUAGGUUGAGUGUUCUUUAGCAUGACUUUUUCUGUUUGUUAUAGUUUUACCUUCAGAAAAUGCUGUUCCCAUAUCUUGUAAAAAGAAAAAUUAAUUUAAUAAAACAAAUGAAGGCUGA
Nematostella vectensis (starlet sea anemone) is the source of this 1076-nucleotide messenger RNA. Its product is annotated as akirin-2. The transcript has 4 exons. Gene Ontology annotation, biological process: positive regulation of transcription by RNA polymerase II; positive regulation of innate immune response. Bases 194 to 697 code for a protein of 167 amino acids. Gene Ontology annotation, cellular component: nucleus; chromatin. Lineage: Eukaryota; Metazoa; Cnidaria; Anthozoa; Actiniaria; Edwardsiidae. Gene Ontology annotation, molecular function: transcription coregulator activity. The record is from RefSeq and is a predicted model, not a curated record.